UAUAGAACAUUUUAAAAAUGUUUGUUGCUAGAAGAUUAUCAAAAAAUAUUAAUCAAAUCAGCAGAAAUGCUGUCAGAGCCUCAGCUCCAUCUACUGCUGUCCCAGUUAGAGGUUUCAAAACUACCUCAAGAAAUUAUUCAGCUGCCCCAGCCACCAACGCUGAAAAAGAAUACUUAAAUAAUUUCAAAGCUGAAUUAGAUAAAGAAGCUUCAACUGAAUCAGGUGAAAUUUCAUAUGAACAAUUAGACGAAAAUCAAGGUAUUGUCCAUCAAGUUAUUGGUGCCGUCGUUGAUGUUUACUUCCCACACGGUAAAUUACCAUACAUUAAUGAUGCUUUAAUUGUCGAAGAUUUCCAAGCUGAAAAUGUCGAAAAAGUAAUUGAAGAUCUCAAUAACCCAGCAUUAAAAGGUAAACUCGAUUUCAACAAUGUUCCAAUUUCAAAAAUUAAAUUAGUCUUAGAAGUUGCUCAACAUCUUGGUGAUGGUAUUGUUCGUUGUGUCGCUCUUGAUAUUACUGAUGGUUUAGGUCGUGGUGCUAAAGUCUUAAAUUCAGGUGCCCCACUUAUGGUUCCAGUCGGUAAUGUUACCCUUGGUCGUAUUAUGAACGUUAUUGGUGAACCAAUCGAUGGUUGUGGUCCAAUCAACGCCACCGAAAGACGUCCAAUUUGGAGAUCACCACCACAUUUCUCUGAAUUAGCCCCAUCUGCUUCCAUUUUAGAAACUGGUAUUAAAGUUAUUGAUUUAUUAGCUCCAUACGCUAGAGGUGGUAAAAUUGGUCUCUUUGGUGGUGCUGGUGUCGGUAAAACUGUAUUAAUUCAAGAACUUAUUAACAAUAUUGCUAAAGCUCAUGGUGGUUUCUCUGUAUUCGCUGGUGUUGGUGAACGUACUCGUGAAGGUAACGAUUUAUACCACGAAAUGGUUAGCGCUGGUGUCAUUAAAACUGAUGGUCCAGGUUCAAAAGUAGCCCUCGUUUUCGGUCAAAUGAAUGAACCACCAGGUGCUAGAGCUCGUGUCACCUUAACUGGUUUAACCGUCGCUGAAUACUUCAGAGAUGUUGAUGGUCAAGAUGUACUUUUAUUCAUUGAUAACAUUUUCCGUUUCACCCAAGCUGGUUCUGAAAUGUCUGCCCUUCUUGGUCGUAUUCCAUCCGCUGUAGGUUAUCAACCAACCUUAGCCACUGAUAUGGGUUCUAUGCAAGAACGUAUUGCUACCACCAAAAAAGGUUCAAUUACCUCCGUACAAGCUGUAUACGUACCAGCUGAUGAUUUAACUGAUCCAGCCCCAGCCACUACAUUUGCCCAUCUUGAUGCUACUACUGUACUUUCUCGUGCUAUUUCUGAAUUAGGUAUUUAUCCAUGUGUCGAUCCACUCGAUUCAACUUCUUUAAUGAUGGAUCCAAAUAUUAUUGGUGCUGAACAUUAUACCGUUGCUACUGAUGUCCAAAAGAUUCUUCAAGAAUAUAAAUCACUUCAAGAUAUUAUUGCCAUUUUAGGUAUGGAUGAUUUAUCAGAAGACCAAAAAGCUACUGUAUUCAGAGCUCGUAAGAUCCAACGUUUCCUUUCACAACCAUUCGAAGUCGCCCAAGCUUUCACCAAUAUGGAAGGUAAAUACGUCAAACUCGAAGAUUCAAUUAAAGCUUUCAAAGGUAUUUUAGAAGGUAAAUACGAUCACUUACCAGAAGCUGCUUUCUACAUGGUUGGUGGUAUUGAAGAUGUCGAAGCUAAAGCUGUUAAACUUAUGGAACAAUCAAACACUGAUUCAGGUGCCAAGAAAACUACCACCUCUACUGGUGCUGAAGUUAAAGAAGAAGCUCUCCGUGAUCGUGUCAAACGUCUUGUUGAUGAAGCCUACAACGCUAAAAUCGCCAAAUUAAAGGAAUAUGGUGUUUCAACUGCUCAUUUAGAACAAUUAAGACAACAAUACGAACAAAACUUCGAAUCUGAAAUUCAACAAUUAGAAAGAUUAUUAAAGAAAUAAUUUAUUUAAAAAUCUUUUUUUAUAUAAACAACAAUAAUUAACUAAUAAUAUAAAUAUAAUUGCCUUAAAUUGGAUAUUUAUUAUAAAUCAAAACAAAUCAAAUUUUUUAAAAAAAAAAAAAAAAAAAACAUUUAUGGGUAAUUUUUAAAUAAAAGAAAUGUAUU
Molecule: messenger RNA, 2140 nt
Organism: Dictyostelium purpureum
Lineage: Eukaryota; Evosea; Eumycetozoa; Dictyosteliales; Dictyosteliaceae
Exons: 4
Coding region: 18-1976 (652 amino acids)
Biological process (GO): proton transmembrane transport; proton motive force-driven mitochondrial ATP synthesis
Molecular function (GO): proton-transporting ATP synthase activity, rotational mechanism; ATP hydrolysis activity; ATP binding
Source: RefSeq, a predicted model, not a curated record